Messenger RNA from Carcharodon carcharias (great white shark), 4361 nucleotides. RefSeq names its product autocrine motility factor receptor a (gene amfra). The transcript is spliced from 14 exons. The record is from RefSeq and is a predicted model, not a curated record. Gene Ontology annotation, biological process: ubiquitin-dependent protein catabolic process; endoplasmic reticulum unfolded protein response; protein K48-linked ubiquitination. Bases 154 to 2184 code for a protein of 676 amino acids. Gene Ontology annotation, molecular function: ubiquitin binding; ubiquitin protein ligase activity. NCBI's taxonomy places the organism in Eukaryota, Metazoa, Chordata, Chondrichthyes, Lamniformes, Lamnidae. Gene Ontology annotation, cellular component: ubiquitin ligase complex; cytosol; endoplasmic reticulum.
CUGGCGACGUCACCGGUAUUGCUGGAGAGUCAGCAGUUCGAGGAAGAACGGGAAAACUUCGGGCGGACGAGAGUUAACGGGAAUCUCGCGGCCGUGUGCGCGCCUGGUCACUGGGAUAACGGCAGUGCACCGCUUAGCCAGUUCGGCCCUGUCAUGCCGCUGCUUUUCUUGGAGCGCUUCCCCUGGCCCAGCCUACGGACCUACACGGCCCUGAGUGCAGCGCUGCUGGCCGCCAGCCUCUUCAGCGCCUACUCGCACCUCAGCCUGCCACCGGGCCAAGAGCCCAGCAUUGCCACCCAGCAGCCGCUCGACCUCGGCGCUGCCACACCAAGCGACGGCAGCAGCGGCCGGGAGAGUGGGGCAAACGUUGCUCAACACGGGCCUCUGGAUCAUGGUGAAGGCGACCUGGGAUCAACGAACCGACCUGAGUGGACCGAUGGCCACAGUCUGGCGUUGGAGAUGGCCUGGUACUUGGUGUCAGAUGGUUGGUGUGUUUGGGUGCUGGUGAAUACAGCCUGUUGUUUUCUCAUGUUGAUUGGCAAGCUGAUCCAGUAUAUGGUCUUUGGGACGCUGCGGGUCAGUGAAAGACAGCACCUGAAGGAUAAGUUUUGGAACUUCAUCUUCUACAAGUUUAUCUUCAUAUUUGGUGUGCUGAAUGUUCAAACAGUUGAGGAAGUGGUGAUGUGGUGUCUCUGGUUUGCUGUUCUUGUCUUCCUUCACCUCAUGGUCCAGCUAUGCAAAGAUCGCUUUGAAUAUUUGUCUUUCUCUCCGACUACUCCAAUGAGUAGCCACAUCCGCGUCUUGGCCCUGCUGGUUUCCAUGUUGCUGUCCUGUUGCGCUCUGGCUGUGGUUUGUGCACUGGUUGGAUAUUCACAUGGAAUGCAUACGCUGUCUUUCAUGGCAGCUGAGUGCCUUGUUGUGACCGUCCGGACAGCGCAUGUUAUUCUUAGGUACUCCAUCCAUCUCUGGGAUCUGAAUCAUGAGGGAACCUGGGAGAGUAAAGGCACCUGUGUUUAUUACACUGAUUUUGUCAUGGAGUUGAACUUGCUGUCAGUGGACCUGAUGCAUCACAUUCACAUGUUGUUGUUCGGAAAUAUAUGGUUAUCGAUGGCGAGCCUGGUGAUAUUCAUGCAGCUUCGCUACCUAUUCCAUGAAGUGCAGCGCAGGCUGAAGCGCCACAAGAACUACUUGCGUGUGGUGGGCAACAUGGAGGCAAGGUUUGCAUCUGCCACUCCUGAAGAAUUGGCUUCCAAUAAUGAUGACUGUGCCAUCUGCUGGGACUCAAUGCAGUCUGCGCGCAAACUACCGUGUGGCCACCUUUUUCACAACUCCUGUCUGCGUUCCUGGCUUGAGCAGGAUACCUCUUGUCCCACCUGCAGAAUGUCACUCAAUAUUAAUGAAGACAACCAUGCUGGCGAGCCUCGACAGCGAGACAACCUUGAUGAGAAUAUCGGGCCUGUACCAGUUGUGGAGGGCAGGCCACAUCUUAAUCAUCACAACCACUUCUUCCAUUUUGAUGGAUCUCGGAUUGCCAGUUGGCUGCCUAGUUUCUCAGUAGAAGUAAUGCACACUACAAAUAUCCUUGGCAUUGCACAGGUGAACAAUUCUCAGCUAAACGCUAUGGCUCAUCAGAUCCAAGAGAUGUUUCCCCAGGUUCCAUAUCACCUUGUCCUCCAGGAUCUACAGCUAACGCGUUCCAUAGAAAUCACCACUGAUAACAUACUGGAAGGAAGAAUUCAGGUCCCUUUUCCCCAGCAGCGCCAAGAAAGUAGACCAGCAUUGAAUGGUCCAGCUGUGGAAGAGAAUGAUGGUCAUUCAGGCGAGUCAAACAGUGAAGAACAGACUGAGCAUCCAGCCCUUGAACUCAGCCAAAGUGUGGAAGAGACAUUUGAAACUGGCGCUGAAUUUCCACAAAUUGAUGUUCCGACUGAGGACUUCGAGGCACGGGGAAGUCGCUUCUCAAAGUCGGCUGAUGAGAGACAACGAAUGUUAAUGCAGCGUAAAGAGGAACUACUGCUUCAAGCUCGGAGACGGUACGUAAAUAGGAACCAGAAUGAAGCAGAAUAUUUAUCUAGUGGGGGCAUGUCCUCUGAGCCACCUCUCAACACAGACUCUCUUACUUUGCGGCGUCGAACCUUGGCAGCUGCAGCCGAAAGACGUCUCCAGCAACGACAGGACUCCUAGUUCUGAUGAUUCAACACCAGGCACCUAGAAUCUUGACAUUUUCUGAAUCACUUGUCUGGCUCUGUUCUUGCAGCAGCAAGAGCAGGGAGAGCAGCAUCCCAAACCACUCUGCAAAGUCAUGCCAUUGAGCUGGGGAGUUAUACUAUCACAUGUACUGUGGCUGCACUAAUGGAGCCGGAUCUCAACAGUAUUUUGGGUGGGAAAUGGCAUGGAUGGUUAUUUUUUUAUACAGCCUUUGUGAAAAUAAUAAACAGCUUUUUACCUGCAAACAAAGAAAAAAUAGCUGUAAGUGUCUGGAGGCUGCUUUUAAACUUUUCAACUGCGGAACGUAUGCAGUCUGCAGGUUUGCCUAUGGUGGAUUGUGAAAGGCUGUCUGGUUCCAAAAACUCAUUGGGCACUACAGCAUUGCUCCUUGGGGCCCAUCAGCAAAAUUGUGCUGAAAAAUGACAUGUUGUGCGCCAUGGUGUUCAGCAGUCAAUUUAGUUUCUUCAUGGUUUUCCCAUCGUACAAGAAGCAUGGAACAAUUUUAUACCUACACCAUACACUCGAUCCUUUUCCUUUUCUGUCGGUCAUAUGCAAUAAUUGUCUCAUCUCUGCACGAUGCUUCCAUGCCUUUUUGGAACAAGGUUUUGAUUCUGUUUCUGAUUUUUAUUUGCGUUCUUUGUUUCAAAUGACCCCAUGUUAUCUGAAUUGUUAUUUCUGUAAUUUGAUGCAUCCCAACUGUUCAUGUCAGUAGUAUUUGUCAGAAGCUGGCUGUCUAAGGCAGUUUCAAUUCACUUGUCAUGGCUGUGGAUUGAGUAGCUUUUGAUUUCUGCUCAGUUGGUUAGUUAGAAAUGAAGUCAUAUGGAUUGGGGCAUUGUGAUGACCGGUUACAAAGAGUGUGUAAUUUUCACUAUUCCCACUAAGAAAUUAAGCCCAGGUUUGUUCUUAAUGGGUUUGAGCAACUUCAACCCACCCUUCCCAGAACUCGCUACCUUAAAAACAUGCAUGCUGCUCCCUCUACAACCACAUGCAUUCUCAUAAUUUGUCGUAAAUUAAACAUGUAAGAAGCAUAUGAAAAACAUGAAAGCCAGCAUCCUGUCCAUUAGAGAUGUAUCUGUUUCAUUGGAAAUCUAGCUGUGAUUUGUCAGAAAUGCCCUUAUGGUUUUGAAUCUUUGGGGGUGGUUGGAAGUGCUUUAUCCAGCUGUAUGGUGUUUUAUGUAGGAUCUAUGGUACUGAUCAUGUAACAGCUUGGCAACUUGAGCAUUAAUUUUAAAUAAAAUAUUGCACGUUUGCAUUCAGCUUAAUCUCUAUAAUCAGACGUGCAAAUUACAGAAUUUGCUUUUUUUUAUUCCCCACCCAUUUUUUUUAGCUAGUAUAUUUUGAAUACACUUUGAUUUUCACUCAAAUGUAUUAUCUCAAAUAAUGGGGUACUGACCUUUAAAUCCUACUAAAUAUUCCAACAUGUAGACAUUCAGAUUAAAUGACUGCCGAUUAUACACUAAAACACUUGGAGUACUGUGGUCCCUGCUUCGUUUGACUGGACACUUUACCAUGAAAUAAUCACUGCAGUUAUAAAUAAGUUGUGGCACAGCAUUUUUCCAAAAAUCUUGCUUUUUGAAACAAAUAAAAUUCCAACAUUUUCUCUUCCAUCGGAUUAACUAUGGCCAACAUUUAGAAAUUGAGUUCAACCAAAAUUAUAUGGAAUUGAGGUAAAUUUAACCAAUUUUAUUUUUGAGUACUCAAAGGAACAGUGUUCUGACCUGUUUUUCAGACCCUGCACAUGACUGUGGGUAGGUAGGGAUGGCAACUGCUUGAUGCUGAUACCGCCUUUACAUUAGCUUUGUAGAUCUAUUUUGAAGGGGAGGGGUCCUUCAAAUGUCAGUGCAAUGUGAAUGGUAUGUCUUUACUUAUAUUUUUGACUUUUUUUACUGAACUCAAACCUGAUGUAAAUUGUGGUAGGAACACUUUAUUGUGCACUUGUAAAGGAGCAGUCUCUUCGAGCCUUUUCAUAUUGUACUGAACACUCUCUCAGGGAUGAGUGAAAGUGUAAGACUUUGCAAAAGGCCUUGCUGUGAUGCUUUUCCUUUGGGAUAGUUUCAAAUAUACAGUUUGAUUUACGUAUUUUUAAGCACUAUUACCAUAUUUUUGUUUUAUGAAAUUAUUUAAAUAAAAUGCAUUUUCUGGUUUGUCCAAAA